This is a messenger RNA of Meira miltonrushii, 1869 nucleotides long. Its product is annotated as WD40 repeat-like protein. NCBI's taxonomy places the organism in Eukaryota, Fungi, Basidiomycota, Exobasidiomycetes, Exobasidiales, Brachybasidiaceae. Gene Ontology annotation, molecular function: guanyl-nucleotide exchange factor activity; GTPase activator activity; protein binding. Gene Ontology annotation, cellular component: endoplasmic reticulum membrane. Gene Ontology annotation, biological process: protein secretion. Bases 1 to 1869 code for a protein of 622 amino acids. The transcript has 6 exons. The record is from RefSeq and is a predicted model, not a curated record.
AUGCGCCAACCUGAUUCAUUCAGUGUAAAAUGCUCGAUACCAAUCUAUGCGAUCACUUCACCAAAUUCAAAUGACUUCAUAUAUGCUGGAGGUGGUGGACAAUCCAAGAGUGGUAUAGCCAACGCAAUCAAAAGCGUUACUGUAGACGAAAAGAAAAGAAGCACGGUUGAUCAAGCAGAGAUCAAGUUGAGCAGUGCAGAGGAUGCUCCAAUGUGCAUAACCCUUACACCUGACGAAAAUGACGAUGACGUAGAAGAACCGGAAGAUCAGAUGUCAGAUCCUCAAUCAAGCUCUUCAGAAAAGCUUUCGACGAAUGGUAAGGCUUCGUUGAACAGCUCCCGCCUUUCUCAGAGAACGAUCAUUGCUGCCAUAAAUUCGGCAGUCUCCCCUUCCGGUGCGAACAAGAACUUGAGGAAGUUUGAAUGGACAAAUUCGCCAAAAGAACAAGACGAGAAAAAGCUACAAUCGAUCAAAAGUGUAGAUGAAGUUGAAUCCGUAUCAAUCAAGGAUGCUGAAGUGUAUAUUCGAUGCAUCUCAACAUCACCCAAUGGCUCAUUCGUAGCAGUAGGAAGUACAGAUGGUCAAUUCUCAUUGCAUUCGCUGCCCACACUUGAACGUCUUUGGUCUAAAACCAUUGAGGACAAAAAUGGCAUUGCAGAUGUGACUUUUUCAGCUGAUUCGGCUUUGAUUGCAAUCGUUACGUCUGAUUCCAUUCAAAUUUAUCCAACCUUAUCCGCCGCCAAAAGUUCUUCUGGACCAGAACUUUAUCAAAGCAUACGCAAUCCUACCUUGAAAGGAACAAACGGUUGUGUUUUCAGAGCAGCACGUUUUGGUCGCAAUGCAAAAGGAACUUCAACGACAAAAAGCAGCCGGCUAUUUACUGUGGUCAAUUCAAAUCCUGCCGCUGGCUUGGGAAGCUCAAAGAAAGAUCGUGAAAAGGCAAAAAUACGAAAAUGCUUCAUUUCUUCGUGGGAUACAGAUACAUGGACAGUCGUACAAAGUCGUCAGAUAAGCGAUAGACCGGCAACGGUUGCAGAGAUAAGCGAUGAUGGUGCUUUUAUUGCAAUCAGUACUUCGGAUCUUUCUUUGCAUCUCUUGUCCAGUCAUACGUUGAAAUCGAUUUGGCAAAUACGUGAUACGCAUGCAUUCCCAGGAACCUGUUUGGCUUUCAGCCGAAAUGGUAAACUUCUGGCAAGUGGGAGUGCGGAUAUGACGUUACGCAUUGCUUCGGUAGGAAAAGAUUCGGGAUCGAUGAUCACAACAUCCUUCAUUGAGAGUAAUGCUGUCAUCUUUAUCGUUGCUUUAGCUUUGGCCAUCUUGGCAUGCCCUGGCAAAAGGCUAUGUCCAAAGUUUGUCAGCGGAGCUUUUGAUGGCUCACCAAUCGUCCUAUGCUCCAUUUCAGCCGUUGUUGGAGUAGACAAGAAUUUGAUCUUGUACUUUGAUGUAGAUCGUUCAUGUGAAAGAAGCAUGGCUGAUCCCAAAUCCAUCAAUGAAGAUGCCACAUCAGGCCUAAAAGGUGCAUCUCCGGCAGAAUUACUAACGAAUUUGCGAGAAAAGAUUCACCAAACAAAUCUGUUGGAAAAGAGCAAUGUGGAAAUGGAACAAAUGCUACUAUCGGGCAAGACUGAUGGGGAUGAAUCAAAAGACUUGGAUGAAGAUGAUAAAGUAGUCUUAAAAGAAGCAUUCGAGGAAAAUAAAGAAGCAAUUCAACGAAAGAAGGAAGCAAGUCAGAUAUUCUGUGAAAUGUUGUUAAGAAAGAUAAAAGAAAGUCAGGUAUCCCAAGAGCUUGCUCUAGAAAUUCAUUCAACAAUACAAGAAGUACAAGGAUCAAGCACAGCUGCAACAGAAGACCAAGGCAUAUAUAUGUAG